Messenger RNA from Brassica oleracea var. oleracea, 800 nucleotides. RefSeq lists its product as uncharacterized. The coding region runs from base 98 to 622 and encodes 174 amino acids. The transcript has a single exon. NCBI's taxonomy places the organism in Eukaryota, Viridiplantae, Streptophyta, Magnoliopsida, Brassicales, Brassicaceae. The record is from RefSeq and is a predicted model, not a curated record.
UUAUAAAAACCUCGUUAAUGUCACCGUCUUCUCUGCACAGGUCACUCACUCUCUAAUAAACUAACUCUUUUACUUUCUAAGCUCUCUGCAAUAAUCGAUGGCAAAGAACUCACAGAGCAGCAGCAAGAACCAGGAGAAGAAGAAAGGAAACAGAGUGUGUGAGAAGAUCUUCAGAGCAGUGACGAGUCCUGUACGAACCGUUCGCCGCAUUUCCACUAAACCUUCACCGAACCACCACCACCACCAAGCAGAGGCUGUCCGCGUCAAGUUCUCUGAGACAGCCAAACCCGUAACAAACAUCGAGCAGAAGAAGACGCUGAUCACUCGAGUAGAGACAACGCUGAAAACAGACGAGAGGUUCACCGACUAUAUAAAGAAAGCGAAGCUGAAGAUAAGGGCACCGACGAGGAAUGAUGAUGUGUCGGAUACAAGUGAAAAAGAUACACGUGAUGAUCAUCAUCACCACCACCAUGUACCUAUCUCUCGUGUAUCGAGAGAGAGUAGCAGUGGGAGAUCAUCAGAUCGUUUCUCUGAGUACAUAAACAAGGCGAAGAUGAAGUUCAGGUCAUCUUCUACCGUCGUUCGUGCGAACACAACUCACGAUUCUUUCAAGUAUCAAUGAUGAGUUCCGACAACUUUCUAUGAAUAAUCUUGGUCUUGGCUUGCUCCAUAUUAUAAGGAAAAUAUCGAUUGUGAAAUAUGUUAUGAUUUGAAAAUUCUGUUGUGGGUAUGGGGGAUCCAUUGAUUUAUUGAAAAUCCCACCCGAAUAUUGUAAUACUUAUAUGAAAAUAAAGGUUUGU